GGGAGACGGUAGAUCGCGAUCGUCCAUCUAGUAGGGCUGGCUCCACUACACCGAUCAGAAUAUCCUAGAUAUCACUAUCCCUUACCGUCCAUUCGAAGGCCACCCACUGACAGUGCAGCAACACCCUAUUCGCUCAAUCCACGGUAGGACCCACGAGAUGAAAGGUCUCAAUCCACUGCCACGUGGACGGUGGAGGGAGCUCCCAUAUGGUAAUUAUACAUGACAGGGAAGGAAGAAGGAAAAGAGAGUGACUGCUUGAGUAACGUCCUAAAACCAUUUCAUAUACUUCCGUAGUUAAGAUAUAAUUCUCCCUCGUCGUACAAGAACAGUACAUCCUUCCAUUCCUCUCUCUCUCUCUCUCUCUCUCUCUCGUGCAAUGGAGAGCGAUGAAGGUAGUAGGAGAGAGAAGAGAUCCCCCCAAGUGAGGAUUUUCGAGAGCGAUGAAGAGCUUUCAACUGCUCUCGCUGACUACGUGGCCCAGCUCUCUGAAGCAAAUGUCAAAGAGAGAGGAGCUUUCUCUGUCGUUCUCUCCGGAGGAAAUCUUACAAAGCUCUUGAGGAAUUUGACGAAAGCUCCAUACGUGAAAACGGUGGAUUGGUCUAAAUGGCAUGUGUUUUGGGCUGAAGAAAACGUUGUGGCCAAAAAACACCCUGAUAGCAACUACAAGCAAGCCAAAGAAGGGUUUCUAUCAAAGGUUCCCAUACUCCCUGCGCACAUUAUCUCCGUGAACCAUGGCGUGCCUGCAGAGUCAGCUGCAGAGGACUAUGAAUUCAGCAUCCGGCAGCUGGUCCGAAACCGGACGGUGGAUGUCUCUCGAUCAAGCGAUUGCCCAAGAUUCGACCUAAUCCUACUUGUCCUUGGCAGUGAUGGGCAUGUGGCGUCCCUCUUCCCCAGCCACCCUGUUGUUGACAUGGAAUCCCAGUGGGUGGCAGCAAUCUCAGAUGCCCCACGGGAGAGCAUCACCCUCACGCUCCCCGUCAUCAACUCUGCCGCCAACGUGGCAAUCAUUGCCACAGGGAGCGAUGUGGCAAUGCCCCUCGCUUCGGCCAUCAGUGAUGAUCUUCUCCCUCAUGGGUCCCACCCGGCCCAGCUUGUAUCGCCUGGGGAUGGCAAGCUUGUCUGGUUUGCUGAUGCCAGCGCUGCGUCCCUCAUGGCUGCCGAGAAUUCCUGAUGGCCCACCAGUAAAAAUAGUAUCUUUGGGUCUUUUUUUUUCAAUGAAAACCAAUGCGGAUGCUGGUGCACGUUAAGUGCAGUGCGGAUCGGGUAAUGUGAAAGGAUCUUUAUUCAGGUUCGUUUCUUGUUUUUGUAAAGCUUGCUAUACAGCAUGCAGUUUUUCUGUAGUCGGUUUUCCAGCUUUUGUUAUAUUGAUUGUGGUGGUAUUGCGAUCCAAACGCAAGAUAUCAUCCGAGAAAUGCAAUGUAACAUGAUAUGGUUGAGCUGACCAUGGUAGAUGUCAAAAUGCAAUGGAUUGGUUUCUCCUC
Messenger RNA from Magnolia sinica, 1481 nucleotides. Its product is annotated as probable 6-phosphogluconolactonase 2. Gene Ontology annotation, molecular function: 6-phosphogluconolactonase activity. Lineage: Eukaryota; Viridiplantae; Streptophyta; Magnoliopsida; Magnoliales; Magnoliaceae. Bases 377 to 1171 code for a protein of 264 amino acids. The transcript is spliced from 3 exons. Gene Ontology annotation, biological process: carbohydrate metabolic process; pentose-phosphate shunt. The record is from RefSeq and is a predicted model, not a curated record.